AUGGCCUCACCUAGCGACAUCCGCGACGUCACCCUCACCUCCACAUUCUGGACCUCAAUGCAAACCCGUUCUCGCGACAUCACAAUCCCAGCAAUCAUUCACGCCCAAAAAUCCUUACAGCAUUGGUACUGUCUAACAUGGAAGGAAGGCCACGAGAUCAAACCGCAUCCGUUCUGGGACUCGGAUAUCUACAAAGUCACAGAAGCGGCUUGCUAUUUCCUGCUGAAGAAUGAUGACGCAAAUUUGCGACAGGAAGUUGAGCAGGCUGUUGAUAUGAUUCGUUCUGCGCAGCAUGAGGACGGGUAUCUGAACUCGUACUACACCGUCAGGGACAUAAGCAAGAGGUGGACGAAUGUGAGGGAUAUGCAUGAGUUGUACUGUUUGGGCCAUUUGGUGGAAGCCUGCGUUGCGUACGAGACUUUGACGCGGAGUGGACGACUUUUGGAACCAGUCAUGAAGGCGUUGAGACAUGUCGAUUCGGUAUUUGGGCCCGAAGAAGGGAAACUCCAUGGGUACCCCGGUCACCCGGAAAUCGAGUUGGGAUUAUUGCGACUUUAUGAUCUCACACAUGAUCCUUUACCUCUCAAAUUGGCAAAAUAUUUUAUCCUGGAACGAGGCCAGAAAGACGAGAAUGGUGAGAUCUUUUAUGAUCAUGAAGCUAGAGCCCGAGGAGGUGAUCCAUAUGAUCAUAUGAGUGCAGAAUUGCCGAAUCCUUACCAUUAUCCUAGGUACUACGAAUACCAACAGGCACAUGCCCCGAUUGUUGAACAGGAUGAAAUCAAGGGCCAUUCAGUCCGUGCAAUGUACUUUGUCACUGCAGCCACGGAAUUGGUUCGUUUGACUGGUGACGCUGAAGUCAAAGCAGCCCUUGACCGUCUGUGGCGAAGCACAGUCGACAAAAAGAUGUAUAUCACCGGCGGUAUCGGCACACUACGGCAGUCAGAAGGAUUUGGCCCAGAAUAUUUCUUGAGUGACACCGAAGAGAGCCAUGCCUGCUAUGCCGAGACGUGUGCGACUUUUGCCUUGAUCGUAUGGUGCUCCAAGCUAUUGCGCCAGGAGCUCAGGGGUGAGUAUGCCGAUGUUAUGGAAGUGGCUUUGUAUAACGGGUUUCUGGGAGCGGUCGGUCUGGAUGGCAAAUCGUUCUACUAUCAGAAUCCACUGAGAACGCUUACUGGGCGAAAGAAGGAACGCAGCACCUGGUUUGAGGUCGCUUGUUGUCCACCAAAUGUUGCAAAGCUCCUGGCACAACUCGAGACGUUGAUUUAUUCUUAUCAGCAAGAUCUUGUUGCUAUCCAUCUCUGGAUUGCGAGCGAUUUUACUAUCCCGGAGAGUGAAGGCACCAUCGUUUCACAAAAGACUAAUCUCCCCUGGUCUGGUGACAUUGAGCUCAAGAUAUCAGGACCAAAAGCAGUGAGACUUGCACUGCGAAUCCCCGAUUGGGCAGCAUCGAACUAUACAUGUUCGUUAUCAGGUGGUGACCUCAAGGACGGAUAUCUCUAUCUCCCAGCCGUGACCAACACAACCAUCAACUUGACCUUCCCUUUACAACCACGCAAGGUUUAUGCACACCCCAAGACAGGCAAAGACGAGAUAUGUAUUAUGCGCGGGCCAUUGGUCUACUGCAUUGAGGACGUUGACAAUUCCGGCGUUGACAUUGAUCACAUCGCCUUGAUCGAUGGCCCUGUGGCCGAUGCCCCGGCCGCAACAAUUGCUGACGUAGAGGACGUGGUGACUGUCAAUUCGCCCGGGAGGGAAUUGGUCAAUACCAAUUGGUCAUCGUUAUACAGUUCUGAGGGGUGGAAAUAUGGCGAAUCGACUAAAGACUUGACCUUUGUGCCAUAUUUUCUGAGGAUGAAUCGGGGUGGUAAUGGUGGGAUGAGAGUGUGGGUGAAGAGGAUAUCAUCCUAA
Talaromyces amestolkiae is the source of this 1908-nucleotide messenger RNA. RefSeq lists its product as uncharacterized. Lineage: Eukaryota; Fungi; Ascomycota; Eurotiomycetes; Eurotiales; Trichocomaceae. Bases 1 to 1908 code for a protein of 635 amino acids. Gene Ontology annotation, biological process: carbohydrate metabolic process. The record is from RefSeq and is a predicted model, not a curated record. The transcript has a single exon.